Equus quagga is the source of this 4264-nucleotide messenger RNA. It is a transcript of the gene METTL15, whose product is annotated as methyltransferase like 15. Gene Ontology annotation, biological process: rRNA base methylation. The transcript is spliced from 6 exons. The record is from RefSeq and is a predicted model, not a curated record. Gene Ontology annotation, molecular function: rRNA (cytosine-N4-)-methyltransferase activity. Bases 196 to 1419 code for a protein of 407 amino acids. Lineage: Eukaryota; Metazoa; Chordata; Mammalia; Perissodactyla; Equidae.
UAAACUGGACUUUGCUGGCCUGGAAAAGUUAAGUGAUUUACUUAGGAAACCACGGAGUUGGCUCUGGAGCCCCGGUUUCCUGACUCCCUGCUCCUUCCUGUGACAGAAGGAACAUAAACUGCCUCACGUCGUUUAGGGUGGCCGGCUCUUAGGCUACAGGAGUGCUCUGCAAGAUCUGAUUUUUUGAGCUACAGGAUGCUUCGAUGCCCAUAUUUUUCUAGAAUCCGUAAAGAAUUGCUUUCAUGCUCGUUGGAAUCAGGCGUAUUUAAUUUAGGUGUCUGGCCAAAAAAAAUACAUGCUACAGCAGAAAGAUAUGGCCAUUCUGAAGCCCAGGAGCAAACAAAUCAAACUGGAGCUGAGGAGUUACAGAGAUCUCAAGACAGCAGUUCAGAAGCCAUGACUAAAUUACAUAUUCCGGUAAUGGUGGAGGAAGUGGUUCGCUGUUUGGCACCACAAAAAGGACAGAUUUUUCUAGAUAUGACAUUUGGUUCAGGAGGACACACAAGAGCCAUUCUACAGAAGGAGUCGGAUAUUACUCUGUAUGCCUUAGACAGAGACCCGACAGCUUAUGCACUAGCUGAACAGCUUUCUGAAUUAUAUCCUAAACAGAUUCGAGCCAUGCUGGGCCAGUUCAGCCAGGCGGAAGCCUUAUUAAUGAAAGCUGGAGUGCAGCCAGAGACUUUGGAUGGAGUUCUUUUGGAUCUUGGGUGUUCUUCCAUGCAACUUGAUGCUCCUGAAAGAGGUUUUUCCCUUCGGAAGGACGGUCCCUUGGACAUGAGAAUGGAUGGCGGCAGGUACCCUGACAUGCCCACCGCAGCUGAUGUUGUGAACGCUUUAGAUCAACAGGCACUUGCAUCCAUCCUGAGAACAUACGGGGAGGAGAAGCAUGCCAAGAAAAUCGCUUCAGCAAUCGUUCAGGCACGCAGCAUCUACCCCAUCACCAGAACCCAGCAGCUUGCCAGCAUCGUCGCAGGUGCAUUUCCUCCCUCUGCUAUUUAUGCACGAAAAGACUUGCUACAACGAUCCACCCAUAUUGCUACCAAGACUUUCCAAGCUUUUCGAAUAUUUGUGAAUGAUGAGCUCAAUGAACUUUACACAGGAUUGAAGACAGCUCAGAAGUUUCUGAGACCUGGUGGUCGUCUUGUUGCCCUCUCAUUCCAUUCACUAGAGGAUCGCAUCGUCAAACGAUUCUUGCUUGGGAUAAGCAUGGCAGAAAGGUUUAACCUAAGUGCUAGACAGAAGGUGAUACAAUCUUCACAAUUGGGUUCAGGUCAUAAAAACAAGGAGGGAGGCUCUAUGGGAAGGGCCCCUUUAAUGUGGGAACUGAUUCACAAGAAGGUGCUUACUCCAGAAGAUCAGGAUGUAGAGGAUAACCCCAGAGGGCGCUCGGCCAAGCUUAGAGCGGCUAUCAAAUUAUGAGAAAGAAAGUUAUCAUCAUCUGAUCCUUCAAGUUUUCCCUCACAGUUUCUCUUAAUAUUUUUCAUGUGAUACUCCUGCACAGCUUAAUAUAAGAAAGUACGUGAUAUAGAGAUCUGUACUAUAUAUGUGUGGAAGUUGAGAGUAUUUAGCCUUUUUCUUUUGUCAAAAAGAAAAUGUCGGAAAUAUUAGCAUGACACAGAAAGUUCAACUCAAGGAGCAGCAGCAUCUUAAAACUGGAAAAAUGUGUUUGUUUUAGCAUUCUAUUUGACUUUUGAAAUGCAGUGCUUUCUCUAACAAGAAAUUUUUUUAAAAAAAAAAAAGAAUACUAUGUGUAUUUAUCUAAAUGUUAACUCAAGUUGUCAAAAGAGAGAGAUUAUAAUUAUAGCUGCAUGCCCUAAAUUCUGAAUUUAGAUAUUCAGAUUUGCAACAGACUUUCUAUGGCUCAAAUAAUUAAUAAUGAUCGUGGAAUGAAUUUUAAUUUCCCUACUUAGGAAUAAUCACUAUAGCUUUCUCAAAUAUACAUAUUAUGCAAAUUUUAAAUUUUCAAGUAUCAUUUUUUAAAUGUAUCAUACCGAUAAAUUUCAUUGUUGAAAUUGUAGUGUUCAUUGUCUUAAAGGGAUUUUUCAGUGUGAUAUAUACUGUGUUUUCAUAGAUUGAAAAGUAAAAAUGUAGACUUGCUCUAAGAGCCCUCACAGAGAAUGUUUCACAAAACUUAUAUUUAAAGUCAAUUGUGUUUAUUUUAAUAGUAGCCCAGAAUGCCUUUGAUAAAUAAUAAAAUCUCUCAUCAUUUGACUGCUUCAUUUUUCACUUGAGCUAUUCAAAGUAAUUCAACCAAGUCUAUUUGAAAUAGAAAAGUCUGUGAUGUAUUCAAGUUAUUAAAAUCAAUGCACCCUUAAUGUUUUUACUUACAGAUAGUAGCUGUAAUUGUCAAAUGUUUAUUCAGGAAAAGUUCACUUAUUAGAGGAUUCUUUAACAAAUUGAUGAGAUUGAGUCAUAAUUCACAUAUCAACUUUUUAUACAUAAAUAUGCACUUUUAAUUUUUUCAGUUAUUCAGCAAGUACAGAACUACGCAGAGAAACAGUGGUGAGUAGAAUACACAUAGCCCACGGUACCUGUCCUGUGGAGUUUAUAGUCUAGGGGAAGAGAGCUAGAUUAAAUAAUCACAAAAAUCGAUAUAAAGUUGACACGUUACAGUAGUAAAUACUACAAAGAGGUGAUACAGGGUACGGCAAGAACACCUGACAGGGAUUUCAUCUACUGAAGGAAACCAGGUCUGACAAAGUGGUGCUCGUGUCAUGACCUGAAGGAUAAGUAAGAUAAUUAGUCAAAGGGUGCAUGGGCAUGUCAAUUAAAGGUGCAUGUAAAUGAUUGUUUUCUUAAGUAGUUAUCUUUGAAAUCAUAUUUAUUCUAUUAAUUUUCUCAGUAAACUAUUUAUUCAAAUACAGGAAAAAUUCAUCUUCUCAAUUGUGAUUGCAAAUUCUAAAUUGAAUACAAGUGAAUAAAAUAUCAACAGAACUAUAUGGGCAUAUGAUAAGAAUUAAAUACUUGAAUUUACCUCAGACUUACUUUAUCUACCUCUGUAAAAUUUAGCUUUAUUUCCCAAACUUGUUUAUUGCUUUUACUUUAGAGGCUAUAUUCAAAUCUGAACAAUUCUGCAGUGAAAUAAGAAAUAGAAAAUAUUCUAGGGAACUGUGUGCUCAAAUUAGAAACAAAUGAAUGCACCUAGCUUAAUCCCCUGAGUCCUUCCCGCAAAUGUUAUGUUUCUGUUUGUAUGUAAGUCAUAGUUAUAAAUGAGAAAGAUUCCCAAAAGAAAGUUCCCAACCAGGUAUCUGAUUAGAAAUUAAAAGAUCACACUCUUGCAUUCAACAAUAGUUCACCUUUUUCAUCAAUCAUUUUUGGAUCCUCUAUGUUACGGGAAUUUUUUCUUCAAUGUUAAAUGGAAACUGAACGGCAUUGUCUUGGAUAGUGUGCCCCCAAAAUUCAUGUCCUUCUCAGAACCUCAGAAUGUGAUGUUAUUUGGAAAUAUGGUCAUUGCAGGUCUAAGUAGUUAAGAUGAGGUCAUACUGGAGCAGGCCAGGCCCUUAAUCCUGUAUGUCUGGUCUCCUUAUAAGAAGAGGAGAAGAGAGACAGAGACACAGGGAAGAAUGCCACAUGAAGACGGAGGCAGAGAUUGGAGUCGUACAUCUACAAGCCAAGGGACAUCAAGGAUUGCUGGCGACCAUCAAAAGCGAGGUAAGAAGCGUGGAAUAGAUUGUCCCUCAGAGUCCUAAGUAGGAGCCAGCUCUGCCGACACCUUGAUUUUGGACGUCCAGCUUCCAGACAGUGCGAGAAUGAAUUCCUGUACUUUAAGCCACCCUGUUGGUGGUAAUUUGCUGUGGCAGCUCUAGGAAACUAAUACUCUGGCAGAAAAAAUCUUCAGUAAUAUGCCUGAAAAAAAUCAUUCUUCAAUUAACACAAAAUUGGUUUCAAAAUGUUGUAGUAUAAAAAUAUAUUAACUAUUUUCUGUAAUUAGGCUAUUUACCACGAUCUUGACUACUUCUAAGUCUUUGUUGUAGGAUGAAUAAUAAAAUAUAUAAAUGCGUUUUAAAUGGUUAACUCUGGAGAAUGGUUUUGGGAAAUUAAAAAAAUACAUAUAGAAGAUGAAAAUUGAUUACUAAAAUGAAUGUGCAUUGCUUUUCUAAUAAAACAUAAAGAAUCUAAAACAAGCAGUAGCUUACAUUUCUGAAUCUCUGUAUCAACUACCUUCUACUGAUCAUUUUAACAUAGCGUUGAUGCCAUUGUGUAGUACAUCAGUUCUUAGGUUUCAUUUCAUCACUUAUUAAAAAAUUUAAUAACUGCACACAAU